Molecule: messenger RNA, 1918 nt
Organism: Ricinus communis (castor bean)
Lineage: Eukaryota; Viridiplantae; Streptophyta; Magnoliopsida; Malpighiales; Euphorbiaceae
Product: leucine-rich repeat extensin-like protein 3
Exons: 1
Coding region: 254-1804 (516 amino acids)
Molecular function (GO): protein binding
Source: RefSeq, a predicted model, not a curated record
CAACUUAAAUUUCUGCAGAGUUUCACUCAUGGCCACAAAAUAGAGUUAGCUCUGUAACCCAGCAAACCAAGUUGGGUAACCUUCCUGUUACUACUAUAUUUUCUCUACUCUUAGAAAUUAAACUUGCAAGCACAACAAUAUCAUCUCUCCCACCUCCUAAAUCUUCACCUCUGUUGCUACCACCUAUUUUAAGAUCUAAACUGAAUAAGAAAAAGGGUUGGGUAGUCUUACUUUGAGAAUUAGGUGGUGUCUGAUGAAGAAAAAGACUCAUUCUCUUCUAUUUUUUACUACUCUAACUCUCAUUUGUCUCUCCACUGCACAAUACUUCUUUACUUGUGCCAAUGCAGCCAUCACAAGCUCACAGCCACCAGCACUACAUAUCAAACAAACCCAAAGAAAGCUUUUGCCUUACAGGGAGAACGUUGUGGCAGCGGAUGAUCAUGUGGGGUUGGGUUCAAAGACAUCUUCCUUUAAAUUUGACAACCCAAGACUCAAAACUGCCUACAUUGCCCUCCAAUCAUGGAAGCAAGCCAUGAUCUCCGACCCAAAUAACCUGACGGCAAACUGGGUGGGAUGCGAUGUAUGCAGCUACACUGGCAUCUUCUGUUGGACCGCUCCAGACAAUUCAUCCAUUCAGACAGUUGCUGCAAUCGACUUAAAUCAUGGCGACAUUGCUGGCCACUUAGUUGAAGAGCUAGGACUCCUGACCGAUAUUGCAUUGUUCCAUAUUAACUCCAACAGAUUCUGCGGAAGAGUACCCAAAAGUUUGAAAAACCUGAAUCUUCUUUAUGAGUUGGAUCUAAGCAACAAUCGCUUCGCAGGGAGGUUUCCUAACGUUGUUCUUGAUUUGCCAGACCUCAAGUAUCUUGAUCUUCGGUUCAAUGAGUUCGAAGGAAAUGUCCCAAGGGAGCUAUUUGAUAAAGAUCUUGAUGCCAUAUUUAUAAACGAUAACAGGUUUUCUUUCAAAUUACCUGAUAAUAUUGGUAACUCUCCCGUUUCCGCCCUUGUUCUUGCAAACAAUAAUUUCCACGGAUGCUUACCAGCGAGUUUCCGGAACAUGUCUGGAACAUUAUACGAGCUGAUCCUGAGAAACAAUGGGCUAAGUUCAUGUUUUCCUGAGGAGAUAGGAUUGCUUAAGAAGUUGCAAGUUUUUGAUGCAAGUUAUAACAAGUUGAUGGGAGAACUUCCCGACACAAUUGGAAAACUGAAAAACUUGGAACAUUUCGAUGUGUCACAUAACUUUCUAUCAGGUACUAUUCCUGAGAGUGUAUGUUUACUUCCCAAAUUGCAGAAUUUUAGUUUUGCUUACAACUUUAUCACUGGCGAGCCGCCUGUGUGCUUGGAAGUUGAAGAAUUUGAUGAUUUCAGGAAUUGUUUGAGGGGUAGACCAACGCAAAGAUCUCGGUUGCAAUGUAUAAUGUUCCUGAAGUCUAGGCCUGUUGAUUGUCAAGCUUUUAAUUGUCAUAAGCCUAACCCGUCUCCUCCUCUGUCAUCACCUCCUCCACCACCUUUCUCUCCUCCGCCGCCACCUUCUCCUCCACUCUCACCUCCACCUCCACCUCCACCUCCACCUCCACCGCCAUCGCCAUCGCCACUGCCACCACCACCGCCACCUCCUUUCUAUUCACCACCACCACCACCUACUUAUCAGUCACCACCACCAUCACCACCUCCAUGUGUGAACCCUCCUCCACCUCCAUCACCUCCACCAUGCCUUGAACAACCACCACCAGCUCCAACAUACAAUCAUAUAUUCCCACCAGUCAUGGGCGUACCAUAUGCACCUCCACCCCCAUUUUACUAAUUCAUUCUUUUGUUUAGACUUUAGUUUGAUCCCUUGUUAUUUACUCCUUGGAACAAGAAAAGCAAAGAAUGUGCUAGCUAGCUACAAAAUCAUUCUAACCAUCUUUUUUACUCA